Molecule: messenger RNA, 4814 nt
Organism: Scomber scombrus (Atlantic mackerel)
Lineage: Eukaryota; Metazoa; Chordata; Actinopteri; Scombriformes; Scombridae
Gene: c2h6orf120
Product: chromosome 2 C6orf120 homolog
Exons: 2
Coding region: 112-666 (184 amino acids)
Source: RefSeq, a predicted model, not a curated record
CGAAGAAGAAGUGAACUUUGUUUCCAGCAGGUUUGUGAGUGUUUGCGUGAAGAUGCUGGUGAAGAAAUGACAGCUGUGCUGUCCUCUGACUGAUCAACAGAUGCCUUCAUCAUGAUGCUGAGCUGCAGCGGUCUGGUCGUCGCCCUCCUCCUCUCCACGGCCCGAGGCUUCCUGAACUUCUCGGAGGACGACGUCCCUGAUGAAUGGGUGCUGCUGCACGUGGUCCAGGGCCACAUCGGGGCGGGGAACUACAGCUACCUGCGCCUCAACCACGACGGCAGGAUCAUCCUGCACAUGCGCAGCCUGAAGGGCGAUGCCGACCUGUACGUGUCCGACAAGACGCUGCGGCCGAGCUUCGACACCUACAAGCUGCAGUCGGUGACCUGCGGCCAGGACGUGCUGGUGGUGCCGGGGGACUUCACGAGGCCCGUGGGCAUCGGGAUUUACGGCCACCCGUCGUACAAGGAGAGCGAGUUUGAAAUGCGGGUGUUUUACGAUCAGACGGUGCUGCAGGACCCGUUCGAAAAGGGCUUGUACCCAUUAGACGACGGACACCCGCAAAAUAGGUCGCCUCAGUCCACGGAUGAGGACUUUCAGGAGGAGGAGUCGAUCUUUUGGACGAUCCUAAUCGGACUUUUGAAGAUUAUACUUGAGAUUUUGUUUUGAAAGUGGGUUUUUUUUUUCUUUCUUUCCUUUCUCUCUCUGCUGCUGCUGCUGUAUCAGAAAGAGGAGAUUUCUUCCUGUGUGUUGGCUCAGUUAGUUUCAAUUAAUUAAUGAAUUAAUUAAAAGAUUAUUUUUCUUUCAAUCUGUACGGAUGGGAAUGUGUCACACCAGACUCCAGUGGGAACUCAAGCAUUUAAACAUAUUUCCUCUUACUUGCGAUCAAACAUACAAACUUAACACCUUAAAAGUUGAAGUUAAAUCUGUAUUUCCAGUCAUAAGUCUGUAUGUUUGACGAUAACAGGGUGUUUGUUGCCUUUUUCAUACACAGAGAAAAUUAAGUGCAUUAAGGUUAAAAAACAGGUUUCUACAUUUGAGCCUCUGAGAGACAAAAAAAGGUCAAGAUGUUGAACAAUUGUGGCAUCUUUUAAAGGAGCAGUUUGUAGAAUUUAGUGGCACCAAGUAGCGCAGACUUUGCAUAAAUUUAAUAUAUCUUUAAACAUGUUUUAAUUAGAGUUAAAUCACCUUUAUAUCUACCGAGGGUUUCUAAAGUAGCUCAGAAGGGUUUCACUUUGUGGCACUUGAUUCUAUGCACUACUUUUUAAAAGAAUAUGUUUUUUCCAUCUUAAUACAACACUCACAUGUCCAUAAUUAUAUUUAGAGAGUUAUUGGUCGCUGUGAUAAUUCCUCAUGUUCAUAACGGUUCUAAAGUGAUAAUUUCCUACCUCAACUACAAUAUAAGAGACAGAAGGAUUAAAUCUGUGGUCCUCAUUGAGUCUCUCUCUAAGGAUCUUUACAUCUUUUAUAUGUCUUUAUAUUCUCGUGUCUUUAUUCAAAGCUGGCAGGAAAACGAGGGAAGAGAGAGAAAGAUAAUCCUGCUGGACCGGGACUCGAUGUUGAGGGUUAUCAUUUCGUCAUUGGCAUCUUCAAACAAAAAGAGACAAAAGUUGUACUAAAAUAUAUGAAUAAAAAAGAAAGAUAGUCAGUCUGAAGUAUUAAACUCUACUUUUUUUAAUUUCUGGAGGCUGCUCGGCUUUUACGACCUGAUUUUAUUACCAGGAACCGAAAUGAAUUUGUCGAUUCCGAUGUUUAUAUUAUGUUAAUUUAAUAGAUUAACAGCCAAACUUUUAUCUGGUGUCUAUUGGAGGUAAUUCAGUGCAGUUAUCGGGUUUAUAAGAGGCAUUUAUGGACUAUAUAGCAGACUGCUAAUAGAGAGAAGCAGGGUGACGGCUUAAUGGUUAAAUAUGCGUAGAAUAAAAUGCUAUAAGACAGUUUAAACUCCGGCUGAUCGCUGCAAAUUUCACCUUAUCUGAUUUUUUUUAAAAGGUGAAAAAUCUGCUGGAAGAUCUGUUUUUAUGAAGCACGCUGAGACUUUUAGCCAAAUCAAAUGGGUUUCGUUUAGAGCUGCAACUAAAGAUUUAUUAUCAGUGAAUCUGUUGCUUAUUUUCUCAAUUUUAAUCAAUCUCAAAUAGUAGUUCAGUGUGUGGAGUUUACAGUCAUAGAGGACUAAAGAUGACAGAAUAUAUUCACAUUUAACAUUUACAUACUGUUCAUAAGUAAUCCUUUAUAAUUAAUGCACAUACCAAGUUUUGAACCACAAGUUUCCUUCAGAUUUUGACGCUAUUAUAGUGAAAAAAACCUCAAAAUUCACAAUCAUGUUGUGUUAUCUAAAAUGAGAAAGGAUGCAACAAUAUUUGAUAUUAGUCUUCAUGAUAACUUUUUAACCUCUGUGCAAAAAUAAAUCAUUUAUUGGACAUUUCUAGGUAACUAUAGGAAGAGUAAUACGAUGUCAGGCUUAAACUAAUGUAAUUUAUGUGUUUUUAACCACUUUUAAAUGUCAAAAAUGGGUCAAAUCUGAACGGAACAGUAUUUAAAGGGUUAAGAAGCUGGAAUCAGUAACUUUUGACUCUUUUUUUCUUUCUUUUUAAUGUCUCAAAACUGUUAUUAGACUAUUGAAAUCUUUGGGAACUUACUGAUCCAUCGACUAAUUGUUGCAGUUCUAGUUUCUUUCGUGUGUGAUUCCCUCUCUGAAUGAAGAGAUUACGAACACAGAUGAUUCAUCUUCACACAAACUUUCAUGACAGAUUCCUGCUUUGAUGCCUUUACCUCCGUCUGUAUUAUUUAAACUCUGCGUCCGUCACAGUGUCUUUAACCUUCGUUUCGUCCUCCCGGGUCAAAUUGACCCAGUCUGUUUUGACUGUUCCUUCUUUCCUCCCUUCCUUCCUCCCUUCCUUCCUCCCUCCGUCUCUCUUUCCUCCUUUCCUUCUUCCAUCCCCCUUUCUUCUUUCCUCUGUACUUCUUUCCUUCCCUCUUCCCUUCCUCUUUUUCUUUCUCCCUCCCUCCCUCCUUCCUUCUUUCCUCUAUCCUUCCUUCCUUCCUUUCCUUCAUCCUUUAUUUCUUUCCUUUCCUCCCUUCCUCCCUCCUUUCCUUCCUUCCGUCCUUCCCUCCUACCUUCCUUCCUCCUUUCCUAGCUUCUUCCUCCAUUCCUUCCUUCCUCCCUCCUUUCCUUCCUUCUUCCUCCCUCCCUUCCUUCCUCCUUCCCUCCCUCCCUCCUUUCCUUCCUUCUUCCUCCCUCCCUUCCUUCCUUCUUCCCUCCCUUCCUCCUUUCCUUCCUUCUUCCUCCCUCCUUUCCUUCCUUCCUUCUUCCUCCCUUCCUUCCUUGACUCUGCGUCCGUCACAGUGUCUUUAAACUAAGAAGGAGUCGCUUCAUAAAGCCGCAGUGAGGAACGAUCACAGCGACUAAUAACUUUGAACAUGUUGAGUGUUUAAAAAGAGAAACAUACGACAGACGCUCGGCUUGACUGUGAAUGAAAGAAACCGCCUUGUCUUAAACUCUGUGUGUUUGUUUGGAAACUGAAGCAAUACAAUCGUCUUCAACCACUUUAGAGAAAUAGUUGAUUGUUGGACGUUAAGUAAAGUCUGAAAAAUACAUCGAUAUCGACCGGCUCAGUGAUCACCAAAGCAGACCGUGGUUCUUAGUUCACUGUUAUUUCUUUAGGUUAGACUCCACAUAGGGAAACGUCUGGUGUGUGAAGACAUUUUUUAUUUUUUAAUCGUCUGCUUUGAUUAUUUUCUUGAUUAUUUAUUUAGUGAGAAAAACAGAAAAACCUGUCACACACUUUCCCUGAAGCUCAAUGUGACUACGGCUGCAACUCAUUGUGGAUCUCAAUUAAUCGAUUAGUUGGUUCUUUUUAAAACGUCCUCAAAUGUCUUCAAUUCAAAGAGAUUCAGUUGAAUGUCAUAAAAAAGAAAGAAACUGGAAAAUAUUCACAUUUGAGAAGCUGGAAUCAGACAAUUUGGACAUUUUUUAUCUUUAAAACUGACUUCAACUGAUUAAGCAAUGAUUAAAAUAGUUGAUUAAUUCAAUAGUUGGCAACUAAUUGAUUAAUCGAUUAAUCAUCAGUUUACUGUAAUGAAAGAGCCAGAAAUGCAGCAAAUUCGUACGUUUUAGGAGCUUAAAACCAUCAAAUAUUUGGGAUUUUUGCUUUAAAAAUGACCUGAUUGUUGGAAUAGUUGUGAAUUAAUCAUCUGUGAGUCGAUUAAUCGAUUAAUCGUUGCAGCUCUACAUCAGCAUUAACGUUUCAUUUGGGUUUUUUGUUGUCAAAACAGAAAAUAUUCACAUUUGAGAAGCUGGAAUCAGAGAAUUUGGACAUUUUGUAUCUUCAAAAAUGACUUCAACUGGUUAAGCAAUGAUUAAAAUAGUUGAUUGAUUCAGUGGUUGGCGACUAAUCGAUUAAUUGUUGCAGAUUUAAAUCGUUUACUGUAACAAAAAAGCCAGAAAUGCAGCAAAUUCUUACAUUUUGUGAGCUUAAAACCAUCAAAUAUUUGGUAUGUUUGCUGUAAAAGUGACUUGAUUGUCUAAACAGUUGUGAAUUAAUCAUGUGUAUUGAUUAAUCGUUGCAGCUCUACAUCAGCAGCAACGUUUCAUUUGGGUUGUUUUUUUUCCCGCCUGUUGGACGAGCUCCUGAUGGAUUAGUUUGAACGUCACCUCGAGGAUCGUCAGGAGUUAGUUUACGAGUCGACUCGUCACCACUGAGCAGAAAUUGUUCUAACUGUGCCUUCGGAUCAGUCGUCUGCAGGCUUCCUGUCACCCAGAGACGAGUCAAUUAUCAGGUUUCUUAAUAAAGCAGCUGUUUGUCAGACUGUUCAACUUC